AUGUCAGAAAACAAAGAUUUCGGCAGCGGGCUCCCCGGCGGCCACGAUGACAAGAAGGAUUCGUCACGCGGCGACUCGGACGGGACGUCGCCCGAUGUCGAGCGGCUCGAGCAAGCAGGUCCGCCCGGCUAUGGCGAGGUUCUUGUCAACAGUGCGAGGGAGAAGCACAUUACCAAGAAGCUCGACAAGCGUAUUGUGCCCAUGGUCAUGUGGGUGUACUUGAUGAACAUGAUGGACCGAGUUAAUAUUGGCAAUGCCCGUUUGUUCGGUAUGGAGCAGGAGCUUGGGAUUACCGGCGCUCAGUUCCAGCUGGCCGUGUCGGUGCUUUUCAUCACAUACUGCUUGUUCGAAGCCCCCUCAAACAUGAUCAUCAAAAAGCUGCAGCCCGCAUACUACCUGACCGGCCUUACUUUAAUCUGGGGUAUUAUCGCCACCUGCUCCGCCUUUGUCCAGAACUUUGCCGGUCUCAUCGCCUGCCGUCUCUUGCUCGGCCUGUUCGAGGCCGGCUUUUUCCCUGGUGUGGUCCUUUACCUGAGCAUGUUUUAUGGCCGCCGCACACUGGCACUGCGAAUCGCCCUCUUUUACGGCACUGCCGCCCUGUCCGGCGCCGCUGGUGGCUUUGUGGCUUAUGGCAUCAGCUUUAUCGACGGCGCCCGAGGCAUGCGCGCGUGGCGUUGGAUCAUUUUGAUUAACGCCCUGCCUACCAUUGUUACUGCUCUCGUUAUCCCCUUCGUCCUUCCAAACAGCCCAGAAACGGCUAGGUUCCUGGACGAAGACGAGAAGCGCGAUCUGAUACGCAUCCAUGAGCAGCAGGUCGGCCGCGCCCAUAAUCUGAGGAAUAUGAUCAAGAGCGAUGUCAUCGACGGCCUAAAGGACUGGACCACCUACGCCUACUGCUUCGCGCUUUUCCCCCAGCUCGUUAUGCUAUACAGCUUUGUCGUCUUCCUGCCCACCAUCAUCCACGCCUUCGGGUCUUGGUCCAACGCCGAAGUCCAAGCCCUGACGAUCCCGCCCUACAUUUUCGGUGCCAUUGUUUACGUCGUCUGCGCGCACCUCAGCGACAAGACCCAGCGUCGCGGCUACUUCGUUAUGGGCGCCAUUGUGUCGGCCAUGGUCGGUUAUGGCAUGCUGCUGGCAAACGCCGGUGCCGGUGUUAGCUACACUGGCUGCUUCUUUGUCACCGUCGGCAUCUUCCUGUCGGCCGGCAUUUCGUUUGCUUGGGUGCCCACCAACAACCCCCGCUACGGCAAGCGUGCCAUCUCGACAGGCCUGCACCUAACCAUCGGAAACUCGUCUGGUGUCGUUUCGCCCUUCCUCUUCACGCCCAACGAGAAGGGCCUUUACACCCCCGGCUACGCCGCCAGCAUCGGCCUGCUGUGUGUUUCCCUUAUCCUGAACGUCAUCCUCCACCUCCACUUCAAGCGCCAAAACAAGCUGCGCGAUCAGGGCAAGCAGGACCACCUCGUGGGGGGCAAGACCCAGCUCGAAAUCGAGGCCAUGGGAGAGAAGAGCCCCCUUUUCCGUUACGCCACGUAA
This is a messenger RNA of Gaeumannomyces tritici R3-111a-1, 1536 nucleotides long. RefSeq lists its product as hypothetical. The record is from RefSeq and is a predicted model, not a curated record. Gene Ontology annotation, molecular function: transmembrane transporter activity. Lineage: Eukaryota; Fungi; Ascomycota; Sordariomycetes; Magnaporthales; Magnaporthaceae. Gene Ontology annotation, biological process: transmembrane transport. The coding region runs from base 1 to 1536 and encodes 511 amino acids. Gene Ontology annotation, cellular component: membrane. The transcript is spliced from 3 exons.